CUUCGUCGUAGGCUGUUGCCAUGUUCCCAUUUUCAUGGGUGUGGUGAUUAGAUUGCUUGGUGAAAUUGUUUUCUGGUCAAUUCUUCCUUGACUUGUGUGAGCGACAGAUCCAGGUCUGUUUUUGCGCUAGAUAUUACAGCUAUCGCUAUAUCUCGUAUUAAAAACUGCGCCAUUAUGAACAUCUGAGAAGCGGUUCGAUAAAGGGAUCGGAACGACGGAGCGCGUGAGCGUGAUUCAGGUGUCAGCUGGCAUAAGUGCGCGCUGGUUGUGAGAAAAGUUUGCGAGAGUGUGUGUGUGUGCGCAUGUGUGUGUAUGAGUGUGUUCUUUUUCUUCCUGAGCCAAGCCAGAAUUCCCUAGCAGAGUGACGCCUGAACACAUCACUGAGGCAACAUGAGCGAGCUGGAACAGUUACGGCAGGAAGCCGAGCAACUACGCAAUCAGAUCCGGGAUGCAAGGAAAGCCUGCAGUGACUCGACCUUGUCACAGAUCACAGCUGGUCUAGACUCGGUGGGCCGGAUACAGAUGAGGACCCGUCGAACGCUCAGGGGCCACCUGGCUAAGAUCUAUGCAAUGCACUGGGGAAGCGACUCCAGUGACGGAAGCCCCAGGUUACUGGUAAGUGCAUCCCAGGAUGGAAAGCUCAUCAUUUGGGACAGCUACACAACAAACAAGAUGCACGCCAUCCCGCUGCGUUCUUCCUGGGUGAUGACGUGCGCUUACGCCCCCUCGGGAAACUAUGUUGCGUGCGGAGGGCUGGACAACAUCUGCUCCAUCUACAGCCUGAAGACCCGGGAGGGCAACGUGCGGGUCACCCGAGAGCUGCCCGGACACACAGGGUACCUGUCCUGCUGCCGUUUCCUGGACGACAACCAGAUUGUGACCAGCUCUGGAGACACCACCUGUGCAUUGUGGGACAUCGAGACGGGCCAGCAGGCGACCGUCUUCACGGGCCACACGGGGGACGUGAUGAGCCUGUCCCUGAGCCCCGACUUCAGGACCUUCGUGUCGGGGGCGUGCGACGCGUCCUCCAAGCUGUGGGACGUCCGGGACGGCAUGUGCAGGCAGUCCUUCACCGGCCACGUGUCCGACAUCAACGCCGUCUGCUUCUUCCCCAACGGGAACGCCUUCUGCACGGGGUCGGACGACGCCACCUGCCGGCUGUUUGACCUGCGCGCCGACCAGGAGCUGAUGAUGUACAGCCACGACAACAUCAUCUGCGGCAUCACCUCCGUGGCCUUCUCCAAGAGCGGCCGCCUGCUGCUCGCCGGCUACGACGACUUCAACUGCAACGUGUGGGACACGCUGAAGGCGGAGCGCGCAGGUGUGUUGGCCGGACACGACAACAGGGUGAGCUGUUUAGGUGUGACCGACGACGGCAUGGCGGUGGCCACCGGCUCCUGGGACAGUUUCCUCCGAAUCUGGAACUGAGACCGGAAACAAAGAAGAAAACACACAUCCAUUCUCUCUUCCUCGCCUGUAAAUCGCUCCAUCCCGACCCCCCCCCCCCCCCCCCCCCCCCCACCACCCCUGCCCUGUCCUCGCACCCCCCCCCCCACCCACCCCCCUCAGAGGUGAACACUGUGUGAAGUCUAGUUGUCCCACUUAAACCCCCCCCCACCCUCCACCCUCUGAAGCACCCCUCUCAGCCUGUGCGCUCCUGCCCACAAACUCUUUCCACCUUUUCCAAUUGACUUCUCUUUUGUGUGUUUUUUUUUCUUUUUUUAAACCACACUUAAAAACACCCUCACAAUUUCAGUAGUGGCCCAGCGAGCGAGAGAGAGAGAGAGAGAGAGAGAGAGAGGGAGAGAGAGAGAGAGACAGAGAAGGAGAGAGAGAGGAGGGUGAAACGUAGAAAAGUAGAAAGGGUUGCAGAAAGAUGUGGGGCAAAAAGUGAAUGGUUUACGAUGAGCUGUGUUACCGUGGUUACCGUCAGACUAGAGGGCAGUGUGUGUGUGUGCGUCCAAUGUAAAUAUAUAUAUAUAAAUACAGUAUAUAUAUGUAUCUCAUUAUGUGUGUGUAUAUAUGCAUCAUAUAUGCACAUAUAAUGUGUAUGUAUAUGAUUUUGUAGUUUAUUUCCAGCCCUAUCAAGUUUUGUUUUGUUGUUUUUGUGCGGGAAGGGGAGUCGCUUCACAGUUUUUCUUUUUCAAUGUAAAUAUUAUUCCCAGUACCACACCUGAUCAUACCAAACCUGUCUUUAAUGGUGGCUGUGUUUGUUUAACGCCUCUAAUGGGGACCAGUCGCUCGGGGCCUGGUACAUUAAAGCACCAUGGGUCUAUACGAAAAGUAUUUCAGAAAGAUGUUGUAAAUCUGACACUUUGGGACUUUCCGAAAGCGUGUUUCUCAGAAGAGCGCCUGGCGAGCUAUGGCUUAAACAAAGCAGGAACAAUUAGAAUCCGGUUUGUAGAACUUCUUUGAAUUUAAGUGUUUUAUUUUUGUUAUUAUUUCCAUACACUAUUGUGUACAUGUUCAUGCAUGCAUGUGUCCGUGUGCGUAUGUGUGUGUGUAUGUGUGUAUGUGUGCGUGCGUGUGACGGUAACCGGUACUGGUCCUACACACACACACCCUUUAACUAAAAAGUAUUGUUAUGAUGGAUGAUAGCUGUGAUUGUAAUGCUUUUCUUUUUUUUUAUUUACAUAACUGACCGACGUUUUAGGACAGGUGUCGGUUUUCCUUUUCCCGACAGCGUGGAAACGCAACUCUCCAGAGCCAACAGCCGCCGUUUAUCUUAUGAGUAAUCGUUUUCUAGUCGGGUACAACAAAAGUACAACAAAAAGUAGUGAAGCUGGUCGACUUGUAGGCUGCAGUCUGUGGAGUACUCCUGUAUUUUAGCAACGGUACUAUAAUGGCGCUGAAUAUCGGGCCUCAAAUCAUAGACACAGGGAUUUCCAAAUGUUCUAGUGGCCUUUCGGUCACCCACUGCUCAACAGGACUGGGUGACUCCCCGGAUUGCUCUAGAAAAAGGGGCGGUACUUGUUGUCCAGGCCCACACACACGGGCCCUUUAAGAUACAAGAGCCAAUCAGGUCUCACAAGGGUCUGGGUUUCUUCCAACAUGUCGACCAUAGGAGGGGCAGGGGUGGAAGGGUUGGUAAAAAAAAAAAAAUGAAAAAAGCAAUGCUGUCUUUUUGCCGCGAUGUGUUAUGUACUUUUCAAUCAGUUUGAACAGCUUUAAGGCAAGAGGUUUAUCAUUCAUGACGAUGUCGAAGUUGACUUCUGCUUCUUGUCAGGGCGAGAAAAGAGGGCGGAGAUUCAAACUGACAGCAAGGUGGACUUAUGUAUUUUCUUUCACGUGAAGGAUGGGCAACAAAAAAAACAACCAUUUUCCUUCACAACGUCUGAGCCUACACUCGAUUCCGAAACCACAAUAGUGCUACCACACGUGUGUAAAAAAAUGAAUUAAAAAAAAAACAUAACAAAAAAAGAACACUUAUUUUGUGAUCUGUAUUUAACAUGAAAUUAUCAUUUGUCUUUCAACAAGAACAUGCAAUGAACAGAAAGGUAUUUCUAAGAGGAAAAAAAACACUCUGUAGACCGAAAUGGACACCUGAUAGCUAGUUAUACUUAGACUUUAGUACCAAUGUAAAGAAUCAAGCACGUGAUGUAUUUACUGGGACAAGUGGUAUCUGAUGAUUAAUUUUUUUUUAUAUGUAUCUCUGCCAUUUCAUUUUUUGUUCGUUUUUUUGGUUUCCGUUGAAAGAUUUUGGAUGUUUUAUUUCCCAGAUUUCACAGAUGGACAUUCAUUCGACCUGCCCGUUGGCUAUUUCCGGUGCCUGUACUUGCCAUGUGUGUGACUGCUGAGGAGAAUUUGUGCUUUAGAGAUUGGCCCCAAAUUGUGUCUCCAUUCUGCCUUACGAUAGCUCGAAGUGAAAAAAAAGAAAUCCCCAAGACCAAACCCCAACGCUUGCAUCGAGUACAGCAGAGUGUUAUUCCCAGCCACGAGAGCUUAGUUCUCGCAGGGGGUCAAAGGGGCAGAUGGGCCAAGAGUCCAAAGAACGAUCAUUUUCCUUCAGCAAGCACAUAACGCUGCCUAUACUAGUGAACACUAAACACCCAUGCUUCAAAUCACCACCACAUGCUUUGAAUGCUGUAUUAUCACUUUUUAAUAUUUAAAAUCUUGUACUACCAUCCGUGUCGCAGUACUUUGUUAGUGUUCAAUCAAGUAUCGGUGGAUCUCCCCUGAAAUACUGUAAUUUUAUUUUAUUUUACCUUUUGGUUUUUAGGUUCAUUUAUAACUGGGUUUUUUUACAAGAGAAUGCAUUAUGAGAUGGUAUGUUUUACUUUUUUUUUUUAAGCCUGAGAACUUCCUAUUGUUGCCUAGGAUGUGUUGCCCAUCAGUGUUGAUGGGGUGAGGGAGGGCGGGACUAAUCCAUACGGAUAACAUAGAAUCGUUAGUUCCUCAUGUGUGCCAACGUUCGCCAUGGAGCUGUGAACGACCCAAGACACAAACGACUUGCUUUUUGUUCAUUUGUAUAAUCCAUUAUGUCAAAAGUGCCAGCUUUCCCAAUAUGUAUCAACAUCAUUUUUCUGCACCCAAUCAGAUGCUUGACGCAAAUAUAGAUUUGCCUAUCACCAAUGUUAGAAUUUUUCUCUUUGUGCAUCCUAAUGGUUCCACAGUACUAUUAUUCAUUUGAAAAGUGUUCUGCCAAGAAUGCAUACACACCACUGCGAUGCCAUUUGUUGGGAGUGAAUAAAGCCACCGUACACAGAUGUUGGUUUGAUGGUGAGCCGUGUCUGAUCCAAACUACACCUUAGCCCUUAACCACUGGACAGAAGAGUUGACUGUCACCACUGAAUCAGAUAUUUAGUGGACAGCAUCUCGUUUUAGUUUUUUUUGCUGUGCAUAAUUCAACAGUAUUAGCAGUUGGGACUUCAAUUGUCUCACA
Molecule: messenger RNA, 4882 nt
Organism: Gadus morhua (Atlantic cod)
Lineage: Eukaryota; Metazoa; Chordata; Actinopteri; Gadiformes; Gadidae
Product: guanine nucleotide-binding protein subunit beta-4
Exons: 11
Coding region: 391-1428 (345 amino acids)
Biological process (GO): signal transduction
Molecular function (GO): protein binding
Source: RefSeq, a predicted model, not a curated record